UGUGUAUGUGACGCGAUUGUUGUACAUUGUUAUCACAGAGGGGCGUCAAAGUGUUUCUACCGACGUGUAGAUUGUCUUUUUCUCAAUAUCAAUAAAUAUAAAAACGUGAAAAGUGAGCGUACUUAAAGUUUCGAUAAAACUUAUCUAGUCAAGUAGCUUUAUCGAUUAGAGAAGGUAAAAUUUCCGCGUAUCUGAGAAAUUGAGGUUAUCUUAGCAGCGACUGAUAAUUCGAUCAUAUACAAUCGUAACGUAUGAUGAUUAGCUGAUAGACAUACAUGAAACAAUAAAUUGCCUGUAUUAUCGAGCUUCUGACUAGGGUCGCGGACGACCGAGAAAAUGGCCGCUACGAGUCGCCACCGUCCGGACUGUCAAUUUCGGAACCUUCGGAUCUUAGUAACAAUGAAUAAAACGGAGGAAGAGUACGUCGAGAAGACGUUCGUCUACAAAUUUCCGACAUGCACCACGAAUCAGGAAUACACGCUGGAAGUACCAAUAAAAAUACCGUACCACGGCUCCAUAAAGGAGCUGAUGCACCGUAUAAUGUCGUCGUUCAAGCUACCCUGUUACGUCGAGUCGGACUUAUUAGAAUCCCUGCAGCGUAAUAUGAAAGAGCUUACGCUGCAGUUUCACGACGAGAAGGCGGAAAAGCUUAUCGACGCCGCCACAGCGGGCACGCUGGACUUGGAGGGCAUAAUUAAAAGCUGGGAGAAGAUAUACAAACAAAAGACGGUCGAAUAUUCGGAUCCCAUCGGGACCACCGACGAGGAAUUAUUCGCCGCGGCGUAUCACAGACUGGUGCACUCGCCGUCCUUGGAGCCGAUUUUGCAAGCGGAGCACAAAUUCGGACGGGAUGUCACCGAAGUGAUUCAGAUGAGGGACACCGACUACGAGCAUCUCACGCAAAAACAAACCGACGAGAUGCGCGUCGCCGUAGAGGCUCUCGAGGCGGGAUCUACGGAGAAGUCGAUAAACGACAUGGCAGGCCGUCACUUCGAGGAACAGAGUUUGUUGCAGGGCUACUGGGGUUCCAGGAUCGACGCGUUAAAAUUGGACCAACGGCGGCAAUAUCGAAACUGGAUCAUGAGGCUGUUGGAGGAGCAACAAACCAGCAUGAUACCCACCCCGGUAGGUUCGCCCAUGGUGCCGAUGCCUCCGUUGCGGCCCGCCCUGGACAAGUUCGUCCACAGCGAGGAGAAACACACGACUGACUACCCGCUGCUGGAAGAAAGCUUCACCAUACACCUGGGCUCUCAGAUGAAGCAGAUGCACAACAUUCGCAUACUGACCGGCGACGUGCUCGACUUUUGCCGCACGAAGAACAGCGAGUCCGGGAUGGAUCCGACGCCGCAGAGGCUGCAAACGGCUUUGGGAUUAUAUUCGAACGAUCUGUGCGGACUAGUCCUCUUGAGCGAUAAUCAUCUGGGCAGUUACUCCGGUAUAACAAAAGAAUUAUGCUCGAUCUCGCAACUGACGACGGAAUUCCACUUCCCGCCGAUCGACGAACAGCUGGAGAAGAUUCGGGAGGACGUGAAGGACGCCGUCGCCUGGAGGCAGGCGCAUCACAGAGAAGGAAGCGAAUCUCACACGAAGAAACCCUCGACGAGCAAGAGCCUGCAAACGGGCGACGUUUUUAUCACGAGGCAUUCCAACCUGGCGCAGGUCCACGUGGUGUUCCACAUGGUGGUGACCGAUUCCCUGAGAUCUGGCGAUAUCAACUCGAGGCACCCCGCUAUUUUGGGACUGAGAAACAUUCUGAAGACGGCAUGUUGCAACGACGUGACCACGCUGACAAUACCCGUGUUACUCGUUCACGAAAUGUCAGAGGAUAUGACGGUCGCCUGGUGCACGAAGCGAGCCGAGCUGGUGUUCAAGUGCGUGAAGGGAUUCAUGAUCGAGAUGGCGUCUUGGGGUGGUGCCGAGCUGAAGAAUCUGCAGUUCCUCGUACCGAAAGGAAUGUCAGAGGAGGUGUUCGGCACGUUGGCCACAAUGUUACCCAGCAUAUUCCGUGUGUCGAAUCCGUUGGUUUUCAAGGCCACCAGCACCCCGCAAACCCCGAAGAAGUGAACGACCCUAUCUCGCUCUCACUCUCGUUUUCCUGUUCUUCUCAGCCAUGCGUUAUCGUCCAGCGCACGCUCGAUAUAAUACUACGAGCGAUUUCCCACCGAGUGCGGGCCGAUAGCCGGGCAAGCACUUUUCUCUCAUGGAACCUCCGACGGACGUAAUCGUCCGUUUUGUUUUUCUCUCUGUCCGACCGCAUCUUCGAGGAUUGUUAAUAAAGUGUCUUGAUACGUCCUAA
This is a messenger RNA of Harpegnathos saltator (Jerdon's jumping ant), 2296 nucleotides long. RefSeq names its product protein C12orf4 homolog. The coding region runs from base 337 to 2064 and encodes 575 amino acids. NCBI's taxonomy places the organism in Eukaryota, Metazoa, Arthropoda, Insecta, Hymenoptera, Formicidae. The transcript has 12 exons. The record is from RefSeq and is a predicted model, not a curated record. Gene Ontology annotation, cellular component: cytoplasm.